Molecule: messenger RNA, 441 nt
Organism: Symbiodinium sp. CCMP2592
Lineage: Eukaryota; Dinophyceae; Suessiales; Symbiodiniaceae
Source: the annotation of a GenBank genome assembly
AUGGCAGAGGUGGAUGGCGUGAAGCUUUGCACCCCGCCACUUUGGAAAGGGGGCCUGCCAGCUGCGACUGCCGCAAGGAUCCAUGGGAGUGGGGAGUCUGGCUGCAAGGACCUUCAGGCGCUCGUGGCCGAGACCGGCGCCCGAUGUCUCGUGGAUGUGGGGGCGAUGUUCGGGGCCUGCGUGGCUCCCGUGGCCAAGAAUUUCCCUGAGGUCCGGGUGGUGGCCUAUGAAGCCCAGGCUUCGGGCCUCCAUUUGCUGCGAAGGACGGCUCAGCUGAACCAGCUUCAGAUCGAGGCCAGGACCAUGUGCCUGCAGCAAGCCUCCCAGCCCUGCGGCUGCGAGGCCUGCGGCACCCUGGAGGCCGAGCAUCCCUUCGACUGCGAGGGUGGCUGUCGCCACUUCCGCGCCGGCGCCAUCGAGAUCGUGGCAGCCUGGGACUGA